Melopsittacus undulatus (budgerigar) is the source of this 3134-nucleotide messenger RNA. RefSeq names its product DnaJ heat shock protein family (Hsp40) member B12 (gene DNAJB12). Gene Ontology annotation, biological process: cellular response to misfolded protein. Lineage: Eukaryota; Metazoa; Chordata; Aves; Psittaciformes; Psittaculidae. The record is from RefSeq and is a predicted model, not a curated record. The transcript has 9 exons. Gene Ontology annotation, molecular function: Hsp70 protein binding. Gene Ontology annotation, cellular component: endoplasmic reticulum membrane. The coding region runs from base 21 to 1172 and encodes 383 amino acids.
GCCCGGCUGCCGCCGCCGCCAUGGAGUCGAACAGGGACGAGGCGGAGCGGUGCAUCGGGAUCGCGCUGGCCGCCGCCAAGGCCAACCAGCCUGACAAGGCCCGGCGGUUCCUGGAGAAGGCGCAGCGCUUGUACCCCUCGCCUCGGGUCCGCGUUCUGCUCGAAUCACUCAACAAGAACGAGCAAUCAGCCAAUGGCCAGUCCCAGCCCAAGGAGUCCACAAACCCUCAGUUCAAGAAAAUGGGCGGGAGCUUCCCAUCGGCCAAUGGGGAGGUUGGUGGGGAGGCCCCCAAGGGCUACACUCAGGACCAGGUGGAUGCAGUGAAGAGGGUAAAGCAAUGCAAAGAUUACUAUGAAAUUCUGGGAGUAAACAGAGAAGCUUCUGAUGAGGACCUCAAAAAGGCUUACCGGAAACUUGCACUGAAGUUUCACCCAGAUAAGAACCACGCACCAGGGGCUACAGAGGCAUUUAAAGCCAUUGGUAAUGCAUACGCAGUAUUGAGCAACCCAGAGAAGAGGAAGCAAUAUGACCAGUUUGGAGAUGAGAAACUCAACCCAGCUCGGCACGGACACAGUCACUCAGACUUCCACCGCGGGUUUGAGGCAGACAUCUCCCCUGAGGACCUCUUCAACAUGUUUUUUGGUGGAGGUUUUCCUUCUAGUAAUGUCCACGUGUACAGCAAUGGCAGGAUGCGAUAUACCUACCAUCAGAGGCAGGACAGACGAGAACAUCAGGGUGACGGUGGCCUUGGGUUGUUUGUCCAGCUGAUGCCUAUCCUCAUCCUGAUCAUUGUGUCUGCUCUCAGCCAGAUGAUGGUCUCCAGCCCACCUUACAGUUUGAGCCAUAGGCCGUCUGUGGGUCACACACACAGGAGAGUAACAGAGCACUUGAAGGUCAUCUACUAUGUAUCUGAGAACUUUGCAGAUGAAUACACGGGCACGAACCUGAAAAAUGUUGAAAAGAGCGUGGAGGAGGACUACAUUGCAAACCUUCGAAAUAACUGCUGGAAAGAGAAGCAGCAGAAGGAAGGCUUGUUGUACCGGGCACGCUACUUCGGAGACUCAGAUCUGUAUCGACGAGCACAGAGCAUGAGCACCCCCAGCUGUAGCAGACUGUCAGACGUUCAAGCCCUGCAUGGACAGUCACCGCCUGCCCGCUCAGCAGAGGUCUAAACUCUUGAAAUGCCUGAAGACUUUUGGUGAAGUGCACUGAAUCGAGGUGACAGACUUGCUAUUUCAAAGAAUCAAACCUUAUCUUAUAAAUGGAAUUGGAGAAUUAGCAACGCACAACUGCCCUCUUUCUUCUCUCUGCCUGUCUCCACCAUUCGACCUACAUCUGGGGCAGCGAUUAGGACAGGAAAUCGAGCUGCCCAUGUUCCUCCUUCCCUUCUGGCACCGCUAGCGUGCAACAGUCUCGUUGCUCCUGGGAUCCCACAACCCUGAGAACAGACACGUAGAGUGUAAAAACACUUAACUGUAGAAGCCAUGAAGCAGAAGGAGAUCCUUAGUGACCGUGCUGGUCACUGCCGACAGAGAGAGGAAUUGGACAAUUUGGUGAUAAAACUCUAAAGAAAAGAAAACCAAUAUAUAAUCUAUUUAGAAUUAAUUUAUAGCUGUAUAUAUGUUGUACUUUUAAACUAUGCAGGGGUUGGAUGAUUAAAUUAUUUUGUUUUUGCCCAGUUUGGUAAACAGGGAAGCGGGAAGUCUCUUCCCAGGGUGUCUCGUCCUGCAGCGCUUUCCAGCCUGACACAAGAAUCACUUUGCAGUUCCUGUAAUUUGCUUUCUGGAGGACAGGAGCAUUCUGCUCUUUGGGAUGUCGAUACCUGCCUUUCGGGUUUUAAUAAAAGGAAUUCCAGUGCUGUAGGGGGUAACAUAGAAAGGGGGGAUGCUGUCCAGAUUUGUGAUGUGGUUCUGCCGCAUUGGCAGAAGCUGCAGCAGGUCAGUUGAGCCCCGGCGCCGCGCUCAGUGGUGGGGAGGAUUGUCCCGGAUGGGUUUUGCUCAUCAGUCGUUGGGUUUAUUUGUGCACAGAACUUCUUUUUUUGCAGAGUCUGCUUUAAUUUUGCCUCGUAAUCAGCAUGCAGCGUUCGCUCUGUAAAGAGGGCUUUCCACGAGCUGCCUCCCUUUGUUACAGUUGUUUCUGGUCUGUCCUACACUUGGGGUUCCUCACCCACCAGCAUUCCUGUUUGCAGCUUGGCUGUGGCCUUGACACCCUAUCUCUGAUGUUUCCUAGAGGAGACCUGUAAAAUACUGCUAAUUCACAAGAAACAGAGCUUCCUAUUGCUUCUGUUGAAAGAAGUGUUGCUGGGGGAGAUCGGCACGUGCGCCAGAGCUCUCCUUGGACCCCACCUGAGCUCUGCAGCGCAUCUCUCACUCCAUCACCACUGGGCAGGACUGGCAUAAGGGCAGCGGGAGGGCACUCAAGGUUAGGAUCCAUCUCUUCAAAGCAAUGCUGGCAUGAGCUGAGCUGCCUUCCAUGGGAUAAACUGGAUUCUUGGCACUCUUCAGUUCAUUUUUGUCUAAAGAAAUUUCAGUGAGAGCCACCCCAGGACCUGCUCAGGGGAAUGAAUCAGAAGCAUGGCAGCUCCUGGGUGGGAUGGCAGGGGCUGGAAGAGGUGAGAGGUAAGGUGGUUUUGUUUCUUUGUCAUUAGGAACCCACGUGCUCUGUCUUCAGCCAUUUAUUUAUUUUGCAAAAUACUGGCCUGCCUGUUAACUGCAAGCCUUAUUAUCCCACAGGCACCAUUACUUGGACCUGAUUUUAAAGGGCUGGGGUUUCUUGGUUGUUUUGUUGGUUUCCUUAAAUUAUUCUUCUACCUUUGGUUGGAAUUGGAUGGAAGUUGGAUGGCAUUUGGAAAUAGCUUCUACUAGAGGCUCAGGCUAGCCGGCACAAAGAGAUCCUGGGGAGGGGGUUAAACAAGAAACAUGUUCACGUAAGUUGCUGAAUGUCUCACACAACAGCAUUCCUUGCCCAGAGCCUGCCCACCAAACCCUUUUGAUUAUAUUUUUCCAAGUAGAUAUCCAUGGAUAAUAACGAGCCAGAAGGCAUAGAUCCUAAUGGAUGUUCAGAGCGGCUGUAUCUCUCGAUUUAGAAUUAAUUAUACAAUUGUACAUCUAUAAAUAAAUGUUUAUAAUGUGAAA